ACCUUCCAUUCCAGCAGAAAGCGGUGUGUGUACGAAUAAGUAUCAAUUUCACCCCUCAUUUCCCCGCGAAGAAGAAACGUUACCGCCUUCUGGGUGACAGGAAGUGAACCAAAACAGUGGAGGGAAAAGCUGAGUUGAGGGAAGCGAACCUACAAGUGGAUAACAAAGGUGGCGAGGACGCCACCUUCAUGAAUCUGUUAUCAUGGGAAAGAAGAAGAAGCCUAGUGUGUCGGUGCAGUGCGAGUGGUCGUCCUGCACCUUCAAGGGCCACACCGUGGAGGAGCUGAGCGAGCACAUGGCCCUCCACCUGAAGGAGCAUCUAGGAGACGGAGAUGCCAUGGAGGAGCUCGACGACUAUGCGUGCCUGUGGAGGGGCUGUGAGUUCCUGGCCAUGGGCAGUCCCAGGGAGCUGGAGGUCCACGCCCACUUCCACACCUACCACAGCAAGCUGAAGGGCCUCGGAGGGCAGCUGCUGAAGGCCCAGCCCGCCCUGCCCGGCUGCAAGCAGGACCUGCACACCAACAACCUCUCCUCGGAGGUCUCUGCCGGCCUGCGCUGCAUGUGGCAGCACUGUGACAGUACGUUCAACAACCCUGAGUGGUUCUAUCGCCACGCCGACAACCACGUGCAGUGCAGCGAGCCACGCCCCCUGCCCCAGCCGGAGCAGCAGUUCCUGUUCUGCCAAUGGGAUGGUUGCGACGCCUUCUUUAAGGUCCGGUACCGCCUGAGGGAACACCUGCGGAGCCACACCCAGGAGAAGGUGGUGGCCUGCCCCACCUGCGGCUGCAUGUUCUCCAGCAACACCAAGCUGUUCGACCACCUCCACAGGCAGGCGGAGCCCGAGGGCUCUCUUGUGUGUGAGCACUGUGGGAAAGCCUUCACCAACGAGAGGCUCCUGAGGGACCACGUCAGGCAGCAUGUGAAUCACAUCAAGUGUCCGCUGUGUGACAUGACCUGCACCACUCUGGCCACCCUGAAGAUCCACAUCAAGUUCCGCCACUGUGACGAACGGCCCUUCUCCUGUGACUUCUGCGAGAGCAGCUUCAAGAACCAGCACGACCUGCGCAAGCACAUGGAGACCCACAACGAGGGCGCGGCCUACCGGUGCACAGUGGAGGGCUGCGACUACUCGUCCCGCAUGGCCCACACCAUGCGCCAGCACUACAGACGCAUGCACGAGGGAGGGAUGAUCUCCAGGUACAAAUGCCACAUCUGCGAGAAGACGUUCUCCUGGUGCUACACGCUGACACUGCACCUCCGCAAGAAGCACCAGCUGAAGUGGCCGUCGGGACACUCGCGCUUCAGGUACAAGGAGAACGAGGACGGCUACCUCACCCUGAACAUGGUGCGCUUCGAGACGGUGGAGGUCACCCAGGAGAUCAUGAAGAACAUGGAGAAGAAGCGGCAGAUCCACCGCCGGGGCCCCGGGCCCCGGGCCAAGCAGACCUCCAGGGGGGGGCCUCCCGACCGUAGCCACGCCACCCCCCUGCCGCCGGGCUCCGCCUCCCCGUCCUCCUCCUGCGACGGCUCCUCCUCCUCCUCCCCGGGCUCCUCCUCCUCUUCCGAGGAGGAGGAGCCCGGGGAGGAGGAGGAGGAGGCGCCGUCGCCGCAGCCCAGCCCCCGCGGCGGCGACUCCCCCGUGUACUGCGUGAUGAACAGCAUCCCCCACAUCGAGGACGACCCCGGGGGGCCCUUGAUGCUGUUGGAGGAGUGCGACCCCACCGCCACCUCCGGGGCGGUGCAGGCCCUGACCGAGGUGGCCCGCGGCCUGGGCAUGGACGUGGUGUGAAGCCCCCCCCCCCGGUCGUGUGAUUCAACGUUCCUAUGAUGUUCAGUGGACCCCCCCCCCCCCCCACUGUGUUUUCGGAUUCAUGCGCGUUCAUCAUUUUUAAUGAUUGGUGUAUUUGAUUGGUAAACACCAAUGAUCGGUAAAUACCAAACACCGCCGUGGCGGUGUUUGUACAGGGAGGGGGCGACAAGGACAAAAGUUUGCUUAUAGAGGAAGAAAUGCGAGAUUUUAUUUUUUAAUCAAACGGUUUUAUUAUACGGUGAACACGUGAAUUGGAGCCGCUCUUAUCCUGAACGUAAGGGAGGCCCGUGUCUGGUGAAACACGGCUGAACUCUGACGCCCUCGUUCGUACGGCGCCAAGCUGAGAUAGUCGUUUGUAUAUAUGUUUAUUUUAGAUGUUCGGUAUCUUCCAUUUUAUUUUUCUUCGUAUGGAAUUUAAUGUUAUGCAACUAAUGACUGACGUUUAGAACUGUUUAAGUUAUUAAAUAUUGAGAAGCCAGUUUAUUUAUUAGAAGAUGCGAUGGUGUACAAUAAAGUGGUCGGUUUUGAUGGUUA
Messenger RNA from Gadus macrocephalus (Pacific cod), 2344 nucleotides. RefSeq lists its product as uncharacterized. Gene Ontology annotation, biological process: anatomical structure development; regulation of transcription by RNA polymerase II. The record is from RefSeq and is a predicted model, not a curated record. NCBI's taxonomy places the organism in Eukaryota, Metazoa, Chordata, Actinopteri, Gadiformes, Gadidae. The coding region runs from base 203 to 1789 and encodes 528 amino acids. The transcript is spliced from 10 exons. Gene Ontology annotation, molecular function: DNA-binding transcription factor activity, RNA polymerase II-specific; RNA polymerase II cis-regulatory region sequence-specific DNA binding.